Messenger RNA from Patiria miniata (bat star), 4246 nucleotides. RefSeq lists its product as uncharacterized. The transcript has 24 exons. Gene Ontology annotation, cellular component: cytoplasm. Gene Ontology annotation, biological process: organelle organization. Bases 140 to 4003 code for a protein of 1287 amino acids. NCBI's taxonomy places the organism in Eukaryota, Metazoa, Echinodermata, Asteroidea, Valvatida, Asterinidae. The record is from RefSeq and is a predicted model, not a curated record.
GCGCUGUAUUAAAAGCUUGUUGUUUUGUGGGCAGCGCUGACACUGUGCGAGAGAUGUUGUUGACAAAAUGAACUUCAUUUGUGGCUAGAAAAAAUAAAUUUGAGCAGCAGUGCACAUAACUCCCAUUCCGUCCCUCACGAUGGUUCACGUUCUACCCUGCCACCAAUUUGCCGGUGACCCCAAGACCUUAGCCUUGUCUCAAGACCCACUGACGAUCUUUGCCUCGCGGAGUCAGCUGUUUGUGGCCACUUUGCAGCACAGCGUCAACGUGUACGGGCUCGGAGACGGCUCGUCUGGAGACCAUGGGUCACUGCAGCAUAGCUUCACCACGGCCGGGCUGGUCAAACAGGGAGCAUACAGCACCACAGGUAACUACAUUGCAACCCUGGAGGUGCAAGGCAGCCCCCAGCACCAGACCACGUCCAUCCGGGUGUACUUCAACUGGGAGAUGAGCGGGCCGCACUUGGCCGUCCGCGCUCGAGUUGCCGGAGGUGAUAUCCGCGAACGAGGUGCCACUGUCUCGACCUACAAUCUAGACCGGCGCUCCGGCACCCAGUUUGAAUUGGUGGAGGUGCAGACCCCUGCCCCGGCCCAGUGCAUCAGCUGCUGCCCGGCCACCGGUAACCUGGCCGCCGGCAUCGACAACACGGUCUCCGUCUACCGCUUUGUGGUCCAGAACCCCGGCACGCCGACGGAGUGCGGGGACUUUGAUUGGCUGAUCCAGCUGCGGAUGGGCCUGAUGGUUCGAGAGGUGCGGAUGUGCGAGGGGACCAUCGCCUGCAUGGGCACCCAGGAACUACAGGUGGUAAAAGUCCGUCUGUGGGACACGGCCAGUCGUGAACCCCUCCGCGGCCGGUCGGUCACCGACACGGAGAUCAUCAAGACCCAGCGGGGCAAGCGACGGGUGCCGCUGCUCAUCAAGCCGGCCCCGUCCCCGGAACACUCCGGCUCCGAUGAGGACAGUGAGGCCCCGGCCUCGUCCUGGAAGUCCCCCGCCGAUCUGAAGAAGGGCAAAUCGCGGGAGUUUUGCCAGGCUCAGCCGUAUUUCGUCAUCGCCGAGGGAGCAGCCUUGGACUGGGAUUUUGGCAUCGAGGCUACCUCGGGAGUAGGUGCCGACAAAUCAUCGUCGACCCAGCAAACCACUCCAGGAAAUGCUACGGUGUACCUACCAAGCAUCCAAUCGGAGGAGCCGUACUAUGAAAGCUCAGAGGUGAACUGCGAGAUGAUUGGCCCGGUCAGCAGAUUUGAGGGGCAUCCGACUCACAUACUGCUUCCUAAGAGACGUACUCGCAAGUUGAGGACAUCACUGACGCAGCUUCUAUAUCGCCGCUUCAUCAUGUCGAAUAUUAACGAGGGGGAUAACGAUAACGGCCUACACUCACUACAGUUCCUUCCUACGUAUGCCACAGCUUCCCACGGCAAGACGGAGCCCAGUAACGAUCUCUUGGAGAGCAGCAACGCCCAGAACCUGGCCGGACUCUGCUGCUUCUUCAGCACCUCCCGAGGGGGCUACCUGUACGAGAUGCAGCCCCGGCCCCGCCUACUGACGGAGUACACCUACAAGGCCGACGCCCUCCAGGUUGAGGCUGGGCGGAGCCUGCUGUACGCGUUGACUCAGAACGGGCUGGAGACGUUCACGCUGCGCACGGCGGCCGCCGCGCUGCCCAACAUGGAGGCCGUGGAUAACAUUGCCAAUACCUGUCCCCCAGCAACGUUGGACAUCAGCCUAGUCGGUCUGGAGCCAUACCUUGGUCUCACUCAGCUCACAGUCAGUCAGAAACACGUCAUGCUUCUAUCUAAGACCAAAGAAUCCUCCAGCCAAGCCAUACUCACCAGAGGUGAAAUGAGCGCCAGUAUAUCCAGCAAGGCUAGCACAGUCUACAUCCUGGAGCAAGCCUGCCUCUCGACUAUCUACAAGUCGCUGGUGGAGCUCGGGGAGCGAUAUCGGCACACCAGCCCAGGGGGUUACCUACAGAGCCUACUGGAGGGUCACCUGCUGCUGAGGAUGGCCAAGAUGAACCGCCAACAAGAGAACGCCCAGGCAGGGCUAGAAGAUUUUCCCAGUUCUAAAUCGCCAGACGAACUUCAAUCUCUCUACCUGCAAUCCUGUCUGCAGUUAGCCCUCCACUACUGCAGAGGAGAGACAUCUGAUUGGCAUUUGACCCUGCCCUACUUCAACAUGUCCGAACUUCCCCUGCAGAAGAUCAUCCAGCUCUGCCCAAAGCCAUACACGGCAUUCGAGGAUGAGGAGAUCGUGUCUGGAGCAGGUUCCGGAAUGAUCCAUUAUUUGGACUGGGCACUUUUUGAUGAGAACAGCACUGUAGAAGUAGAUCAGGAAACGGCAGACAGCAUCUUGAAGUAUUUCGUCUCCCUGGCUCCCCAGCAUUGCAGCAAGGUGGUGCUGUUCUCCAAGAUCUCUAGCCUUGUCAGCCCCGACAAUGCCCUGACCAUCCUAACCAAAGUCAAAGAUACACACCAACCUGGACAACACGUGAACUUUGCCGGAAUUCCAGGGAGAUAUGCUUGGGGCAAUCUGGAUCGUUUAGCCCUGUCUGAGGUGUACCUACGCCUGGGUGACUUGGAGCAAGCAGCGACCACUCUGUGCACCCUAUCCACAGAAGAGAUCACCCAGCUAUGCACCCAGCACUCCUCCCUGCUGCUACAAGGGGACGACCAGUUCUCACACUUGGCCCAGUUGAUACGCCAACAGGAGCCAGAAAGUCUCCUCUCUGCUUUGGUUCAACUCAUUGAUGAGAAUACUGUCGCACUGCACACGUGCAUCAAACUACUCAGGGAUGAGAAUGAAUCGCUGACUUCGCUGGCCAACAGUCACCUCAAACGUUUCCUGGAGGAAGUGGUGUCCAGCAACCAUCGUCACGGGGUGCUUCCCGGUGCUGCAGAAUUACUGUUGGAGAUAUACUUUGAGAGGUUGAAGAAAGGUAUGUCUAAGGGUGCCCCCCUCCGCCAGUCGUCAAGACACACCCACAUUUUCUUUGGACUUGGCGGGGGAUGUUUCCACAAGACGCCUGAGUGGAUGGACUAUCUACCGCCUUUCCAAGGACCAGAGUCGCUGACGUUCAAAUGCCUGCAGGCCGUGAGUCCCAGCAACCCACGGCCCGCCAGGGGUUUCAUGGGCCGCCUGCAGACCCCGAUCCUGGGCAAGUUUGGAGGGGGUCAAAGGCCGAACGCGCCGGGCCAAUCACAGCAGGGCAGGCCAGCAGGGGCUGAUGGGAAGGGGGAGGAGGAGAUCGUGUGUCCGUGCUGCUGCUGUAACGACGACUUGCUCAAUAUUCAGAGCCUCAUCACCUCCCCCUGUGCUAGUCCUGCGCUGGCCAGCCGGGUCAUGGGACUGAUCAAAGCGGCUGCAGUGACCACACCCUCUACAACCACGCCCACUCAUGCCACACCCGCUCCAGCCAUGCCCACCCCAGGCGCAUUCUCCCCAGCCAUGCCCACCUCAGCCGCGCCCACCCCAGCCGCGCCCACCCAAGCCACGCCCACCGAUGCCAAACCCAUCACACCUGCCACUCCCACUAGUGCCACGCCCACCACCCUUACUUUCAGCCAGUCCCUGCAGUCGCUGGACACCGUCUGCCGGUCAGUGCUGGACCCCCAGGCUAUCCUGCAGCUACUGAUCAAAGAACAUCCAGGGAUCGUCCUCGAUUACGCCCAGGACACAUUCGGCAAAGACACCCAAAAAUGGAAGGAGUUGCUGAAGAUGCUAUUGGAUCGAGGAGCAGAGAUGAGUCUUGCGCCUGAGGUGGGAGGAGACAGGGGCAGAGACGGAGGAGGAGAGGCGUCAUCCAGCAACCAGGCCGACUAUCUGCAGAUUUUGACAGGAGUCCUGGGUCACGUCAGUAACCUCCUGGCUCCUGAGGAGCUUCUCCGGUGUCUGCCAAGCGAGGGCUCACUCUCCUUCUUCCUGCCUUACCUCCGGCAGAGUUGCUGCCAGCAGAACGCGCAGGUGCUGCACCAACGACUGAUCAAGAUGCUCGCUACUUAAACUCUGGGAGUGAGGAAUCCAUGCUGUAUUAAGACGGAAUCGAAACCGAACGCUAUGGCAGUUGAAAUUGUGAGCUGUUGCCAGAAAAGAAGAUUUAAGUCAGACUUUUUAAAGGCAGAGUGGACCAUUAGCAGCUAUCCAAAAAGUAACUGGCCAAAGUUAUUGUUAAAAAGAUUACUUUGUCAACGAUAUAAAUGAGCCGGAGGCGAGGGUAAUUAUCAGCACCCAGACUCUAAGUGGUCU